Boeremia exigua is the source of this 2582-nucleotide messenger RNA. Its product is annotated as OPT oligopeptide transporter protein-domain-containing protein. Lineage: Eukaryota; Fungi; Ascomycota; Dothideomycetes; Pleosporales; Didymellaceae. Gene Ontology annotation, biological process: transmembrane transport. Bases 1 to 2109 code for a protein of 702 amino acids. Gene Ontology annotation, molecular function: oligopeptide transmembrane transporter activity. The transcript is spliced from 10 exons. The record is from RefSeq and is a predicted model, not a curated record.
AUGCUGCUCGAAAAUAAACUCGAACGAGUGGUUAAUGAGAGUUCCAGCAAUGUAGACGAUGAGUGUAUACAUAUGGAAGCGGAUGAUCCUGCCAUGCCUGGCUUGACACUCCGCAUGUGGGUGAUUGGCAUCGCGUUCACAUUGCUUGGAUGCAGCCUCAACACCCUAUACACACUGCGUUUUCCAUCAAUAUCUCUCACUCAGUCAGCUGUUCAGUUUCUUGCCUUCCCGGUGGGCAAGAUCUGGGAAAGGGUAAUUCCUGAGUGGACCUUGUCCAUUCUGGGCUGGAAACUGAGACUGAAUCCGGGUCCCUUCAAUCAGAAGGAAAACAUCCUUAUAUAUGUCAUGGCUAAUUUGAGCUUCUUGACCCGACUGAGUGCCGAUGUACUUACGGAGCAGCGCGUCUUCUUCGGCUAUGAGACUGGUUGGGGAUUCGAACUCAUGAUCACGUUAGCCACCGUACUAUACGGCUUUUCCAUUGCGGGUAUCUGCAAGUCUAUCGUUGUUGACCCGUCAUCUAUGCUGUGGCCCGGCGUCUUUGCAAAUACGGCACUCAACGAUGCUCUUCACUCGUCCAAAGACAAGCCGGAAUCUGUGCACAGAUAUCGGAUGUCGAGAUACUCGUUCUUUCUCAUUGCAUUCUCAAUCUCCUUCUGUUGGUAUUGGUUUCCCGACUUUAUAUUUCCUGCUCUGAGCUACUUUACCUUUGUAUGUUGGGCUGCACCCAACAACGCCGUAGUGAACCAAAUAUUCGGCAUGAAUAGUGGACUCGGUCUACUUCCGGUGACAUUCGAUUGGUCGCAAAUUGCCUAUAUCGGCUCACCUUUGGUCGUGCCUAGCUGGGCCAUCGCGAAUAGUAAUUUAGUCUACGACAAUACGGGGAAAGCGUACAAUAUCAGCCGGGUCAUCAACAAGCAUGACGGGUACCAGCUUGAUUCUGUUAGAUAUCAAGAGUAUUCAUCGAUAUACCUGCCCGUUACUUAUGCCUUGAAUCAGUUUGGCCUUGCUUUCGCCACCAUUGUGUCCCUCUUCAUCUGGCUUCUGCUCGAGAAGAGGAACCAGAUCUGGGACGCCGUCUCCAAAAUCAAGCAUGCUCACCGGAAAAGAGCAACAAAUCAGAAAACGACUGGAAGCUCAGUCUUGGAGACUCCAAUUUGGUGGUACUGGGUAACAGCCACAGUAUCUUUAUUUCUUGCCAUCUUUUGUUGCGAGUAUUGGAAAGUGCAGCUGCCCUGGUACGGUGUGCUUUUAGCGUUUGCUGUUUCCACUGUCUUUUUUGUACCGCUAGGUAUUAUCUACGGUACAACGAACCUCAGAAUAAACAUAGAUGUCUUCUGCAGGAUCAUUGCGGGAUACAUUUGGGAAGGUCGCGUUCUGGCGAAUAUCUGGUUUUUCAAUCUUGGCUACAUUUCCGGGAUCAAAGCUUUGCAAUUCUCGCAGGACUUCAAAUUGGGGCUCUACUGUGGAAUUCCCCCACGACAGCUCUUCAUUGUCCAGCUAGUAGCCAUCUGCGUUGCAACCCUUGCGCAAGUCGGCGUUCUGAACUGGGCACUCACCAACAUCAGCGGCGUGUGUACCAAGGAAGCUGUGAACGGCUUUACCUGUCCCUUUUCACGUACCCACUUUAACACUAGCACCAUCUGGGGCGCUGUUGGGCCGCGCCGCUUCUUUUCUACAGAUUCGACUUACCACAGCUUACUUUACUUCUUUAUUCUGGGUCUUGUGCUCCCUGUCGUUGUAUACGGACUGAAACGGCGCUUCCCGAAUAGUUUCUGGAGGCAUGCACACGUACCAUUACUGCUUGGUGGUCUGAACUUCCUGCCCCCUGCUUCUGGCACAAAUUAUGGCAGUUGGACUAUUGUUGGUCUCGCGGCUGGAGUUCUCAUCAAGCGAAAGUACACGGUGUGGUGGAAACGAUAUGUAUUUGUGCUCAGCACAGCCCUCGACAGUUCCAUCGCUAUAGCGGCAGUCAUCAUCUUUUUUGCUGUUUUCUGGUCAAAGGCCUCGGAUCACUUCAGCUGGUGGGGUACAAAAGUCUACCAGGAUACCUGCGACUGGAAGUCUUGUCCCUUCAAGAUAUUGGAGCCUGGACGCAAAUUUGGCCCAUAAUGCGGUAGAAGAUAUACUAUUGCAUUCAUUGUGAUCUGAUGGGAGGCUUGCCUGAUGCUGAUCAGGGCAGUACCAGCUGGUUGUCGGAGAAGCCGCUUUAAAACGACAAAAAACAUUGGGAAAGCGUCAAGAUUAUGCGUUUGGUAUGGCUUAUCGUCUUUGUGUGAUUUGUCGACUCUGCUGACGCAGUGUACGAGACAUCAGGGGAUACUGGACGUGCUUGUGGGUUCUUCGAAGGUUCGAUGUCUCCCCCGACGAUGUUAUGUCGCUCUACCAGAUUUGUAGUGAUGUAAUGCUCGCAUGGACUUUGCAACAAUCGUCGUAUUGGGAGGAUACUGCUGAUAGGAGGAUGUUGCGGUGUAUUCGAGUCGAUCUGAAGUCUAACCAUGCUUUGGCGCCGCAGAAGACCUGCAGUUGGGAGUCAGUAUCAAGGACGUGAAGGUACACAUAAUGGAUUUGUUUUAAUGGUGCAA